Messenger RNA from Botrytis cinerea B05.10, 1217 nucleotides. RefSeq names its product Bcctr3 (gene Bcctr3). Gene Ontology annotation, molecular function: copper ion transmembrane transporter activity. Gene Ontology annotation, biological process: copper ion transmembrane transport. Bases 433 to 1086 code for a protein of 217 amino acids. Gene Ontology annotation, cellular component: membrane. The record is from RefSeq and is a predicted model, not a curated record. Lineage: Eukaryota; Fungi; Ascomycota; Leotiomycetes; Helotiales; Sclerotiniaceae. The transcript is spliced from 4 exons.
GGUCGAUUGGGAGAUUUCCUACUUCGGUAUUGAGAGACGUUGUGAGUAGGUAUGUAGCAGUACUAAAUACUGUAAUCGAUAGUUCCAGAGCGCAUUUGACCUUUUGCGUCACAGUUCAUACUACUAUAUGGCACAUCCCGUUGACAGUUCGCCCUGGGCUAAUCGAUAUCAGGAAAUUUGAGACAUCAGACCUCCGAUUUAUGCGAUAGUCAUGAUUUUGUCGUGUUUGCGCAUGUUUGAGCAGUAUGUGGGUAGCAAGGUACGAGAGAAAUCCCGGCUGUUAAUCAUAGAAUGGAUUGGAAAUUAGAAAGGACGUACAAUAUCAUAUCUUGAAUAAGUCUGCUCCUGAUUUCUCUGAUACACUUUGCGUUUUGCUUUCAUAGAAUAGGUGGUGAUUUGGGCCAAGUUAUCAAGGCGAUUGAGAAAUUCAAGAUGAACAUGGAUAUGGAAAUGGAAAUGGAAAUGGAUAUGGAUAUGGGUAUGGACAUGUCUUCCAGCGCUGCGAACAUGUCUUUAUCCCAUACUCCCUGUAAGAUGUCCAUGCUCCUCAACUUCCACACCACAUCAACCUGCUAUCUCCACCCCUCACUCCAAGUCCACACAUCCAUCCAAUUCCUCCUCAUUUGUCUCUUUUCCUUCCUCCUCCCUAUACUCCUCGAAACAACCCGUCGUUAUCAACGUACCUACGACCGGUAUCUCCGUUCCAAGUACGCGUAUCAUGCCCAGAAGCAAAAGUCCCUUGACACGGCCGAUGAAGACGAAGAGGACAAACUUCUCCUCGGACACAAUGACGAUUCCAAGAUUGGAGAUAGAUUUGGAUUCUUGAGGUGGAACUGGAUGCCCAUUGCACGGAUUUCAGCCGAGGUCCGGCAGCAAGUUUUGAGAGCGGUAAUUUAUGGAAUGCAGUUUGCCAUUUCUUAUACGGUGAUGAUGAUGUGGAUGUAUAGUAACGGAUAUAUCAUAAUCUGCAUCCUACUAGGUGCAAUAACGGGAUUCGGAAUGUUCACGCGUGAUAUGCUGGAGGUUUCUGGCUACACACAUGUAGACGAGGGUGAGAAUGAUGGGAGAGGAGAGAGUUGUUGUUAGAUCGGGGAGAAGGAACUUUGAAUAGGUUAUUUGGGAAUAUGAGGUGAUGAAGUGAUAAUGUGAUUCAGAUUCGGAGUUCGGAGGGAGGGGCGAGGAAGGAAAAUAGUCGGCGAGAAGUCGAAGAGAGGACA